Messenger RNA from Microthlaspi erraticum, 660 nucleotides. The record is from the annotation of a GenBank genome assembly. Lineage: Eukaryota; Viridiplantae; Streptophyta; Magnoliopsida; Brassicales; Brassicaceae.
AUGCAUGAGGAGCUAACGUCAUUUUCUGCUAGCGUCGUUGAUCGAAAGAUAUACGUAGCAGGAAGACAUGGCGAUUUCUUGAAGAACUCGUUAGAUUCUUUCGCAGUGUUCGACACGGCAACACAAAUUUGGGAUUCUAUGCCCAACACUUGCAGCAAGACAAAAGACAGCGGUUUACAAUCCAGAAGCGCAUGUUUUGAUGGAAAGUUUCACGUGGAUACUGAACAAGGGGUGGUUGCUUACAAUUCCAAGGAAAGUAGAUGGGACCUGACUGUACCAAGUCUCGAUUCUGUUUUGUUUCCGAACUCUCGUUCAGAUUCUUAUUGCGAGAUAGAGAAUGUUGUGUACGUGUUUUGCGGCGGAGUAGUCACAUGGUAUGACGCUAAGGUAGAAGCCACGUGGGGAUUUUUGAAGGGUUUGAUAGGACUGCCUAAGUUCCCUCCUGGUUGUUCUUGUAGAUUGGUUGAUUAUGGUGGUCAUAUGGUGGUUUUGUGGGACGAGAUUUUGCCUUCUAGUGGCGACAAGAUGAUUUGGUGUGCGGAGAUUGCGCUUGAAAGACGUGAGAAUUGCGAAAUGUUUGGGAAAAUUGAGUGGUUUGAUCAUGUACUUACGGUUCCUAUACAAUAUAAUUUCGUGAGUGUUCUUGUUGCUACCGUUUGA